This is a messenger RNA of Dermacentor andersoni, 840 nucleotides long. RefSeq names its product kelch repeat and BTB domain-containing protein 12-like. Gene Ontology annotation, molecular function: protein binding. Lineage: Eukaryota; Metazoa; Arthropoda; Arachnida; Ixodida; Ixodidae. The record is from RefSeq and is a predicted model, not a curated record.
GCCGCCGCCAUGGCGUCGUCGCUGUCCAGCGGCGGCGGCGGCGGGCGAAACGGCCUGGUCGUGUUCGUCGAGGGCCAAGCGUUCCACGUCGACCGCCCGUUGCUCACCAAGCACAGUCAGUUCUUCAGGAAGACCCUCGAGAAGCUGGAGAACCGGAACAAGCACAAGCUCAAAUUGUCGGGCGUUUCCGCAGCGACAUUUGCCGUGCUACUCAAGUACAUGAACACGGGUGAAUUGCAAGUAACACCAGAAAAUGUGGACGACGUGUUUAACGCGGCCUUCCGUCUUCACAUGUCCGAUGUUGUCAAGCAUUGCAUUCAGAUGGAGACGGAGACGACGCCGACGGGCCAGCAGAUCCUCAUGUUCUCCGCGGCCCGGCGCCUGAACAUGGCCGAGGAGGAGCAGCGCGCCUACCAGUUCCUCACGGCGCACUUCAUGUCGGUGGUGGCCACCCGCGAGUUCCUCGAGCUGGACGCCGAGGACGUCGUCCGGCUGCUGUCCGCCGACACUCUGGGAUGUCACUGCGAAGAAGAAGUGUUUGAGGCGGCGAUGCGCUGGCUCAACCACAUUCCCGAAGAGCGGUCUCCCCACAGCGAGAAGCUCAUGGCCGCAGUGCGCUUCAACCACAUGAACCUGAGCGAGCUACACCACUGCCUCGAGUAUCCUGGCGUUGCCGAGAUGGAGCCCGUCAAAAAGGCCGUCCUCGACGCCAUCUACUCCUGGGUCGCCAGUGAAAAUGCUUCCAAGGACUUCGACAAGAGGAACGUGCGGCACUACACACCGCUGCAGGAAUGCUCCAACGUGAGUGCCACUGUCGCCAUGUCGUCCCAUGUGCCGUGA